AUGACUGCUAUAGUAAAGUUAUUCCGCAAGGAAAUGGCCGCUACGUUGAUGCUGAUGCUGCUUGUCACCACUGCAGCUGCAUCUGUAUUACCAAGCGAACCGGUGGCGACCGCAGAACAAGGGCCUGCCGGAGAGCAGAAAAAACUUGGAGGGCAUAUGUCAUCUAAGGAUCUGUACCUCUCGAUGGAGAUGGCCGAACAGGAAAAGCUUGAAGACCUCGGUCUCAACGCCGACGAUGAGGAGGAUAGCGAAAAAGAUAGCGGUGAAUCGCUGCUGUCCAUGACGGGCGGUGGCGACGACGACAAUGACAUCGACCAGGAGAAUCUAACUGAGUUGCUGACUUGCAUGUCAUGUUCGGGCGAGUUGCCUGCUCAGUGGGACGAGCAAAACUCUAACUUCAACGAGCAGUCUUACUGUUUGUCCGAUGGAGGCCAGCCACUGACACAAGACAACGGUAACUUGGAUAAAAUGGACGAAGAAAUAAACUUGUGUUCAGGGGCGGUGCGCUGCUGGAAAGCAAAAGUACGUGAAAACGGUGGCGUCGUGCGCAUCAGUCGUGGCUGUAUGGGUGGUGGACAUGGUAGCGGCCACCGACAUUCAACCCGAACCAAAGCAGAACUGCAUCCUUGCAUGGGUGCUAUUAGUAAUGAUUCGACAACAAAAAACAAUGAUAGCUCAAAGCAACCUCGGUCCAUGGUUUGGACGUCAUCGCAUACUUAUUCAUCCGCAUCCGCCGGCCAGCCACAACCACCUAGCUAUACAAUCGAAUGUUGUAACGGCCGUGAUCGCUGCAACGACGGUCCGUUUCCAUUGCUAUCGGGCGGUAGCUUUUCAGCUAUAGACGACAAAGGUUCUCUGCUCGCGGCUGUGGCUUGGUGGCGAUGGUCAUCCAUCUCCGUGGCGGCGUUACUGAUCGUCGUCAUUAUUGUGGCCAUAUACACUUUGAGGAAGAGGAAACGGCGAAAGAGAAGUAGUAGAAGGGGCAAACGGCGAAAUCGGAGUACUCGCCACGACGACGAUGGUAACAGUGAUGACAGUGAUAAAAAGAGACCCCGGCAUUUGUCGCUUUCGUCAAUGUCGUCGUCAUUGUCAUCAGUGGUGUCAUCAUCAUCUUGUUGCGAAGGGAAAAAGAGAGGUAGAAGGAAACAACACACCGUGACCGCUUUAACCAUGGUCGACUUGCUCAAGGGCGUCGUGGUAACCAACGAGAACACAGCUGGUGAUGAAAAUACAUACGGCAGUAGCAGCAACCGACCGUCCUACACAACAGAGUACUCACCGGCUGCCAUGACCGAGCUGACGGUCAAUGAUGAUGUUUUGCCACCACCAUACCAACGACGGAACGACAACCUUCCAAAAGAUUUCCAAGAAGAUACCAGUGGCAGCGGGUAUGGUAUGCCCGUGCUAGUUCAACGUACUAUGGCCAAGCAGAUACAACUUGGGCAACUCGUCGGCAAGGGCCGUUAUGGUGAGGUUUGGCGAGCCACUUACUGGAAUGGUGGUCACGAGCACGUGGCCGUAAAAAUAUUCUUAUCGAAAGACGAACCAUCAUGGAAGCGAGAAACAGAAAUCUACAGCACAGUCCUGAUGAGGCACGACAAUAUAUUAGGGUUUAUUGGUUCCGACAUCAUGACUUCAAGCAACUCAUACACACAGUUACUACUCAUUACCCACUAUCAUGAACAUGGAUCAUUAUACGAUUUUCUGCAGACCCCUGCUGCCGUAGCCGCUGGUGCUACAUGCAAUGGUUAUGACAUCGAACGCGACAGACCGCCGCUCACGGUGGACCAAAUGUUAAACGUGCUGUACACUGUGGCCUGCGGGUUGAAUCACCUGCACAAUCAAAUCCACGCCACGCAGGGUAAACCAGGAAUCGCGCACCGGGACAUAAAGAGUAAAAACGUGCUGGUAAAAUGCGCAAAGACUGGUGCUUGUUGUGUAGCUGAUUUUGGAAUGGCCGUCACUAGCCAGGAUGCGACUCUCCCAAUUCAAUUAACGGCAGCCGCGGGUGCUAACCAAAAUACGAGAGUGGGCACAAAGCGGUACAUGGCGCCUGAGGUUUUGGAUGACAGUAUAUCUACUUCGAUUGCAUUGGCAUUGGCUUCUGCGUCCACUACGGCGACGGUGGCAUCUUUGACCUCCUCCACUGCUGAAUCUAUAGCCGCCGCUGAUUCUUCUUCACCUGCUUUUCUGUGCUUUAGGGCAUAUUGCAGAUGUGACAUGUACUCAUACGGACUUGUCAUGUGGGAAGUCCUGUCUAGGACGCUCAUCGCAUCUGACGUUGGACACUUUACGCAACAACCAAAUGACAAUCAACAACAACCUUUUACAGAUAACAGAUACAACCCAUACGUGUACCGAGCACCGUACCAAGACCGUGGCGUUGGCUGGGACCCUGGAUUUGAAGACAUGCGCCGUGUCGUAUGCUCUGCUGAUCCUGAACAGAAUCGUCCUGGCAUAGCGGCUGAGUGGUGUGUCGACCCGAUAAUAAAGACUGUAGUGCUGACGAUGAAAGAAUGCUGGUCAAGCCGUGUUAACACCCGCCUGGAAUCGAUGCGUGCUAAAAAGACUCUAGCUAAGCUCAUUGAGCAAUAUUCCGCCACAGAGACUGAACGACGGCGUAAAUCAGAGCUUGACAAUGAAAACUAA
Messenger RNA from Macrosiphum euphorbiae (potato aphid), 2649 nucleotides. The record is from the annotation of a GenBank genome assembly. NCBI's taxonomy places the organism in Eukaryota, Metazoa, Arthropoda, Insecta, Hemiptera, Aphididae.